UUUUCCAGUGUCUUCUUUACUUGGUCGCAUGUGCUCCUUUCUGGCUUUCAGAACUAAAUAAAUGUAUAUUGGUAGAGGUAUUCGUUAUGUGUGAAAAGUCUUUGUAGGUUUGUAAGUCUGUUCGCAGAUUAAAAACAACUCAAAACUCCACAAAAAUGGCCACAGUAGUUGCUCAGUCCCACUUCAUCUUCGGUCUACGGACAGGUGUUACAAACAAUUUAUGUUUUUUCGAUGAGCAGACUGUGGUCUUUCCCAGUGGAAACAACUGUGUGUGCUACAACACCGUCCAAAGAUGUCAAAGGUUCAUUCCAGGUUCAGAGAAAAGCCAGGGCAUGCGUGCUCUGGCCAUCAGUGCCAACAGGCGUUACCUGGCAGUGUCAGAGUGUGGAGAGAAAGCCAGCAUCACAGUCUUUGACCUGCAGCAUGCACAGGGCAGAAGGAAAAAAGUUCUGACUGCAGGAGACAUGCUUGUUGAAGAGUUUGUAUGCAUGGCUUUCUCUCCUGAUUCCAAGUACCUGAUUGGCCAAACGGGUGGUUCAGAGUGGAUGCUGAUCUUCUGGCUUUGGGAAAAACAGAAAGUCCUGGCCACAGUGAAGACCAGUAACCCGUAUAAUCCUGUUACUCAGGUCAGCUUCAACCCUUACAACAACAUGCAGCUCUGUGUGAGUGGAACUGGUGUGUUCAAGUUGUUCCGUUACUCAGAGGGAGCCCUGAAACAGUGCAGCUUCCCAAAGGUGGAGUCUAUCAACUUCCUGUGCCACACCUGGAUGACUGCAGAGCGGGUGAUCGCUGGGACGGACACAGGCAGGCUGCUGGUGUUUGAGUCUGGAGACCUGCGAAGAGAGAUUAAAACGGCCACUAAGCCCGAGCAGGGGCACUCUGACAGGCAAGUUGAGAUGAAGAAGAUCAAAGACACAGACAUGGAUGAGGGCCCCGCUGUGUCUCGCAUCACAGCCAUUCUGUCCUACUCCAAGGGCUUCGCAUGUUCUAUGGGUCCUGGCUCAGUCUGUCUGUUUGAAAAGACAGAGGAGGACAGUUAUAGAAAGAGCAGGGAGAUACAGAUCCCUCCAGACCCAUGCAACAAUGAGUUGACCCCGGCAGAAUGCCAGGAGAUUGACACCAUGUGCAUCAGUCCAGCAGAGGAGAUGCUGGCCAUCAGCACAGACAGAGGACAGCUGUACAGCAUCAGCCUGUUCUUAACUGAAAUGAACAAGAAGGAACAGCUACAUUUUGAGUUCCUGUCCCAGUCCUUCCACUCGAAGUCCAUCACGGGUUUGUCUGUCUGCAUUCGGAAGCCCUUCGUAGCCACCAGCUCUCUGGACCACUCUGUCCGCAUCUGGAACUACGAAACAAAAGUUUUGGAGCUGUACAAAGAGUUCCAGGAGGAGGCGUACAGCGUGGCUCUGCACCCCACUGGCCUCUUCAUAAUGGUGGGCUUUUCAGACAAACUCAGGCUCAUGAACCUGCUUAUCGAUGACAUCCGCACCUUCAAGGAGUUCACUGUGCGCGGCUGUAGAGAGUGUGCUUUCAGCCACGGCGGCCACAUGUUUGCAGCUGUUAAUGGAAACGUCAUUCACAUCUACUCCGUCACCUCUUUUGAGAACAUCCUCAAUCUGAAGGGGCACAAUGGAAAGGUGCGUGCCAUUGAAUGGAGCCUGGACGACAGCCGGCUGGUGUCAUGUGGGAUGGAUGGCGCGGUGUACGAGUGGAACACACAGACCGGCAAGCGAGGAUCAGAGAGUGUCCUCAAGUCCUGCAGCUACACAGAUGUUGCCUUCUCUUCAGACUGCAGGACCAUCCUGGCUGUGGGAACAGACCUCACCUUGAAGGAAAUCCAAGACUGUCAGAUCCUGAGGGAGGUCCCUGCUGAUGAUGUAGCUCACACAGCUGUGGCAGUGUCUCACUCUGGUAGGGUCGUCUUCACCGGGACCUCCAGUGGUACCAUCAGGGCCAUUAAAUACCCGUUACCCAUCCAGAAGGAGUGGAUCAUGUACCAGGCCCACUGUGGCCCUGUCUCCAAGAUGGCGAUCACAUUCGACGAUCAGUUCCUGCUGACAGUGUCUGAAGACGGCUGCCUGUCGAUGUGGAAGAUCAUCGAUAAGGAGGGCCGAGGCCUGAAGAGCCACAAGCAGAUCAUCCACACUGAAGAGAUCCUCAUCACUAAGUCGGACCUUGAGGAGAAGACCCAGAACAUGCUGGAGCUGAAGAUGCGUCUGGAGGAGCUGCAGAUGGAGAACGAGUACCAGCUCAGCCUGAAGGACAUGAACUACAAUGAGAAGAUGAAGGAGCUUUCUGACAAGUUUACCCAGCAAAUAGAUGCUCUGAAAACAACACAACAGGUCAUGAAGACAGAGAUGGAAAAGCAGGCACAUGAGCACCAGCAGAAAUCUUCAGAGGUCACUAUGACACACUCAAAAGAAGUGAAGGAUUUAGAGUUAUCCUACAGCCAGAAGCUGAUUGUGGAGCACGAGAGAUACCAGGAACUGCAGCAACAAUAUCAAAGAAUGCAGGAGGACUAUGAGAAGCAGCUGAAGGAUGCAGCAGAAAGCAAAAGCCAAGCAGUGGAGGAGCUCACACAGCACUACGAGGCCAGACUGCAGGACAAGACUCAGCUGCUGGCUCAGUGCCAGGAGGAAGCACAGCAGCAGAUCAGUGAGUUUAAAGAGAUCAUAAGGCAAGUAGAGGAGGAUGAGGAGAGGAAGAUCCAUGACAUCCAACUCAAGUAUGAGAAGAAACUUCACACAGAGAAAGAGACCAACGCCACUCUGAAGGGAGAAACUGGUAUCAUGACGCAAAAGUUCUACAGUCUGCAGCGACAGAUCGAUGAGAGAUGCACAGAUAUAAACCAGCUAAAGCAGGAGCGGCAGAGGCUGCUAGGGUUGAUCCGCUCACUGGAGAGCGACAUCGGGGACCUGAAGAGGCAGAUCUCUGGACAUGAAAAGACCAACCAGGACAAGGAUAGGACCAUUUCUGGGCUGAAGAGGAAGAACCAGGAACUGGAGAAGCUGAGGUUUGUUCUUGAUUUCCAGUUGAAUGAGUUGAAGAAGCAGACUGAGCCUCAACAAGAUAACAUUAAAGGGAAGAAGGAGAGGAUCCAUCAGCUGGAGGAGGAGCUGGUGCAAAUGGACAAGAGCAACACUCAGCUGAAGCUCACCGUCUCUGACCUGAAGCUCAAGCUGAGGACCAGAGAUAAAGAGAUGUACAAGGAGAUGCAGAAAGUAAAAGAUUUGGAGACACAUCUUCAGCGGCUCAAGUCAGACCUCCAUAAUUGCGCCGGCUUCAUCCAGGAGCCGAGGAAACUGAAGGACAGCAUACAGAUGAUCUAUGCCCAGUAUGUUCAGACUGAUGGGGUGGAGAAUAGUAGUGCUGACAAUGAAAUUCAGAGGGCGUUUCAUCGCCAGCGCGAUCACCUGGAGAGGACUGUUGCUAGUCUUAAGACAAGGCUGGCCAAAUCUGCAGAAGAGCACGAGAAAGUCUACGUCAAGAUCAUGAAGGAGAAUGUGACUCUGAUUACUGAGAUCAAUGAGCUGCGUAAGGAGCUGCGUCUGGCGAGGACUCAGGUUAAAGAAUACAAAGCUCAGCUGGCCAUUUUCAAGAAGUCCAACAAGUCACGACCCAACUCAGAGGAAGGACCCAAAAAGGAGCCCACACAUGAGGACGUCAACCCGCAAGACUAAAUCCAAAUCAGAGAGCAGCUGACCUCAUUGAACACGUCUGUGGCAGCUGUGCCGAGAGAAAUCUUAGAGGUACUCCACCGAUUUAGCAUUUCACUCCUGUAAUGUUACUCAACGACAUAACAGUCUUCAGCCCCAACUGAUGCUGACUCAAGUGACAUCACUUGAGUCAAUUUAUCAUGCAUCUCCGUCUGGAGACACAAAAGGCUUUAUACUACUUUUCUUCACUUUUAUACAGACUUUGAUCAUCAAAAUCAGUGGAGUUCUCCUUUAAGGCAUCACCAUGAACAGCAAGAUUUGAUAUUUAGAAAAAUAUUAUUUUGACUUAAACUUAAUAAGCACUCUCUGGAAUGAGUUUAAAGGUUGUUUUUUUAAAACAUAUAGUAUUUAGCAAGAAGACCAGCUGAUUUAAACAUUGUUUUAAACCCGUUUAACCCCUCACAAUGUUUGAUUAUUGAUAAUAAUAAACUCCAGCAGUAGUUCAGAGGAUUCUGUUUGGUUUUCUAAAUUUGGUCUUCAAAUAAAGAGAGUAAUUCAGUUUUUAAAGUCAACAUGAACAUGUAAAAUUAUUACUUAUUAAUACACAUCAGGCACAUGAUUAUCACUGUUUUGGGAUUAACCUUUUAAGUAGAAUUUAAGCAUAUGUUAUAUAUUUGCUGACCAUUUUUGAAUGUAUGCUAGAGCUUUAGAUGUUUGGCUGUAUUUCUGCUGUAUUUCUAUUAGGCAAUCAUUGGUUCCCAUUCAUAUCUGUUCUGUGUGACAGUCAAUGAAACCCUUGAAACUUGCUUAUGCUGCAUAAACCAUCACAUUCCCAAAAAAUCUGCAUUCCUUCGUGUAUGUUACAUUAGAACUGUGUGAUAAGUACAGACUGAAGAAGAGUCUGAACUGCAUUGCAAACAAUUAACCAUGAAAAUUAAUGCAUUAGAAAACUUGCAAAACUACAAAUUUCUAAUUGAUUUUCAUAUUGAACAAAUGAAUGUAAGUUAUGGUUCACAAAGUGGGCAGCUGUGAUGUUAAGUUGCAGUGAUUUGUAGUAAAUGGGCUAAAACGUGUAAAAUGCUGAUAUGGUCCUUUAAAGGCAAUUUAGUCUUGUGUUGUGGAAAGAAUAAAAAAGGACUUUACACACAAACAGUUCAAAAAUCAACCCUCCUUCUUAUCAGCUCUUACUUCUCUAUAUCAGCUGUUAUACAGACAUAUAAAAUCAUGACUGUCUUUGCAAUUUAGUGAAGUUGUUUUAUUGUGCUGUAAAGGUUUGCAGGGUUGCUGCACACUUUGAAAUCAAAUGUAAUGCUUAAAACCUCGACAGAUAUUUCAACAGCAAAAUGAAUUCACAUGAGCUUUGCUAGAAAUCAACUUGACAAAUAUUAAUAGGGAUAUGUUUCUGGAUUAUUUUGUAUCUCCAUAUAACAGUCUUUAGCUGAGCAUCAUCUGUACUGUUUACCUUGGUGAGAGCAGACGGUCUGUGGAGAACCAAUUCAAACAUUACCAGAAAAAGAAAAGA
Molecule: messenger RNA, 5175 nt
Organism: Thunnus maccoyii (southern bluefin tuna)
Lineage: Eukaryota; Metazoa; Chordata; Actinopteri; Scombriformes; Scombridae
Gene: cfap57
Product: cilia and flagella associated protein 57
Exons: 21
Coding region: 156-3677 (1173 amino acids)
Molecular function (GO): protein binding
Source: RefSeq, a predicted model, not a curated record